Talaromyces marneffei is the source of this 612-nucleotide messenger RNA. RefSeq lists its product as uncharacterized. The transcript is spliced from 3 exons. The record is from RefSeq and is a predicted model, not a curated record. Gene Ontology annotation, biological process: peptidyl-glutamate ADP-deribosylation. Lineage: Eukaryota; Fungi; Ascomycota; Eurotiomycetes; Eurotiales; Trichocomaceae. Bases 1 to 612 code for a protein of 203 amino acids.
AUGAAGAUCACGGAGAUUGAAGGCGACCUCUUCGACGCUCCCGAUGGCGCUGUACUAAUUCACGCAUGUAACUGCCUCGGCUCAUGGGGCGGCGGAAUCGCAAAAGUCUUUCAAAACAAGUACCCCGAAGCCUACAGAAUCUACAACACUCACUGCCGAACCCUCCUCAAACAGAAACGCGCACACACUCUUGAACACUCCACAACGAACGACGCCAAAACCGUAUAUCUUCCUCUGGGCACAGCCUUGAUUAUCCCACCCCAACCCCGGGAUUAUGCGGCCUCUGCUUCGAACAGAGGGAAAGACAAGAAGAAACACUGGAUCGUAUGCCUAUUCACAUCGCGCGCCUACGGUCGUGGGGUAAGUAAACCGGACAUUAUCCUCGAGAACUCGGUGCAUGCGAUUCGCGAUAUGCGGCGUGAGCUGGAGGAAUUGUUUGAGAAUAAUGACGAGGCUGGCAAGUGGGAUGGGAAGGUUUAUUCCUGUCGAUUCAAUUCGGGAUUGUUUGGAGUGGACUGGAAGGCGUCGAAGCGGGUGCUGAAGGAGGAGUUGGAUGGGAUGGCGGGUGUUGAGGAGGUUGUUGUUGUGCGACCUGAGGGAGAGGAAGAGUGA